This is a messenger RNA of Opisthorchis viverrini, 9254 nucleotides long. RefSeq lists its product as hypothetical. The coding region runs from base 83 to 8449 and encodes 2788 amino acids. Gene Ontology annotation, molecular function: semaphorin receptor activity; protein binding. Gene Ontology annotation, biological process: semaphorin-plexin signaling pathway involved in axon guidance; regulation of cell migration. Gene Ontology annotation, cellular component: semaphorin receptor complex. The transcript has 31 exons. Lineage: Eukaryota; Metazoa; Platyhelminthes; Trematoda; Opisthorchiida; Opisthorchiidae. The record is from RefSeq and is a predicted model, not a curated record.
GAUAACUACCCCCUGCCGGUCACCCACACUCCGUGCAAUGCCGUACGACGUGACCUAGGAGUUAAGCCUACUGAACCUACUUAUGCAUUGGUACAGUAAAGCGUUCAUGUUAUCACACUAUUGGAUCUUCAUCUAUUAUCUCUUGUUGUAUCGUGGUUCAUGUGCACACCAAAUGAUAGCCAGACUGCAGAUAACUCAUUCCGUCCCCAUUUCGGGCACAAGUGACCCAAAGAACACUCGUCUGCUCUAUCGUAUUUUUGGACCCAACUCCACCGAGUACAUCCUAGUGGCUGGUUUGAAUCAUAUCUACCAAUAUGAUGCCCACACUCUACGUUCACUUUCGGUGAGAACCACCGGACGAAAGAAUUUUUCCAUAUUUUGCUCACCUAGUGGAGUUUGCGGACCAUGUGACCACUCUGAUCAGACUUUGUUUCGGAUGGGAUAUAAACCAGGCGAUUGUGGUCCCCGUGAAACCGACAGUGUGGUUAAAGCAUGGGCCACUUCCACUGUCCCAGAAUCCGAGGUGCCCAGAAUUCCCGAAUCCUACGUGUUUUAUCAGCGUGGACCAGGAGAAUCUGUUCUAAUCAAUGAUGAUCGCAUUGCUUGCGAGAACGCACUCUACGUUUGUCAUAAUCUAUACCACGGCUUUUGUGAGCGUCUGAGCUUGACCAAUAUAAGGGAGGCAUCACCGUGGACACCAUCUUUCACAAAUCCAUUCGAGCCGAGUCCCGAGGAGUCUGACAAAGUGCCAGUAACUGGAAGUGACCCGAUAAAACAUGUAGCCUUAGCUGUUGGGCUAAGGUACGUAUAUGUGGCCACUGAACCAGACAAACUUCCACAAUAUACAUUGGUUAAAACCUAUCCCAUUUCAGUCAGAUCACGAGAUUUCCAGUUUGCCCAUCGACAACCAGCGCCCGAAUGUAUUCUUCGUCUUACCGAAACAAUCCCUGUGCCCAUUCAAUAUAAACGGGCAUUUCGAUACCGAGCCCAUCUGUCCACUGUGGGUAACAAACCACACUCUCUUCCACCCGCUCAUAUCUAUUUUGUGUUUCAACAACCCGAAAGCCCCCAGUUCAAUCGCUGGCAACCUCGGAUAUCUCGAGUUUGUGACAAUGAUAUGCGAUUUUUCUCUCACGUCGAGUUAAAUUUGGCUUGCAAGGAUUGUACUCCGGCAUAUUAUACUCAGGAAACAUUCAAUGCCCUACACACCGCUGCCCGUGGUACAGUCGGACAACUCCUGGCCUGGAAGCUUCAGACUCAACAAGACUCCCAAUUGACUGAGGAUCACACUGAAGGCUUGGUUGUUGCAUUUGCCGCUCAGCAUGUCGACUCUCAGUACCACAGGGCAUUCGCUCCGCAAUCAAAUGACCCUUACCACACACGCGGAUCAUCGAAUUUCGGAUCGGGUGCUGUCAUGCUUAACGGAUCGGUAAUCUCGAUAUUUUCCAUGGCCCAGGUGGAUGCUCAGUUCAAAUAUGUGAUCGACAAAUGCCUAUCGGGAGAUGGUGUAUUUGGUCCCGCGCACUUCUUAACUACUCGGGAACGCGUACAUGGCCAGUGUGUGAAGGACGAGACAGAAAAAGCAGAAAAAUAUUAUUGUCCGAAAGAUCGACCGCGCAAUCGGCUCAUCAUGGGUUCAGACAGAGAUGACGCACUGGAAGCGCCCGCAUUCUUGCACAUACAUGAAAAUGUUGUUGAUUUAGCCGUGACGGCUGUGUCCGAACAAUUCACGGUCGUGCUACUUGCCACGGACGAUGGUCGGCUCCUUGAAUACGAGGUGACCGAUGUGAGCCAGUCGCGUCGUUUGGACGCCUUGCAGCUCGAUCCGGACAGAAGACCGGUCACCAGUGUGGCUCUCGAUAUAACGGGGACGAUAGCCUACGCUACGACUCAGGAGAAGGUAGUUCGCGUGAAUUUGGCCAAUUGUGAUGUGCACUUAACGUGCGCCGCUUGUAUCAAGGCUCGUGAUCCCUUUUGCGGCUGGUGCGUUAUCGAAGGCCGAUGUCUCCCCCUUGCGGAAUGUCGUUCUUUGGGUGAAAAUCGAACACGGCAUGCCGAAAGCACCAAGCCUCGGAACAACCGAUGUAGCCCAAAUGUGAACACACCGCGGACGGCAACACCUGAAUCAACAUCGGCGUUCACUUGGUUGGCUUAUAGUGCUUCUAUUGACAGAUGUCCUGUCAUAAAACAACUCAGCCCCACGGGAGUACAACGAAUGGAUUCAAGUUCUUCUCCCCUGGACGAAACAUUCAAUCAACAUACAAUCAUGCUGAAGCUUGACGGUGACUUGGCGAGGGAUCUGCACCGGUUAUGGCCACCAACAAUACGAGAUUCGCUCAGCGCGGAAAAACUCCAGCUCUCUUGUGCGUUUCGGGGUGCCCCCACUUCCAUGUUAGACUCUACCGCACUGUUGACCGGUUCUCUUCUCCAAUCGGAAGUCAACGAGCUACUCGUUGGGGUCGUGCCAACUGGGCGUCUACUAGGGAAAACUAGCGCCAAAUUCAUCCUCAGCGAGCCGGAUGCAAGUGAAGUGCAGUGCUUUUCGCUCCCUUUAUCAAAACUUCCUGCGGUACCAAAAGGACAAGCGUCUGUCCCUAUCGUUCUGUGGCUUGAGUGGGUUGAUUCAACUGGCCAUCCAUCGGAAGCUCACUGGCCUGCAUUAGCGCCAGGAAUGUUUGCUGUCUAUGACUGCCGGCGUCUAAAUGAUUGCCGUCAAUGUUCACAAAGUCUGUUUGGCUGCGCCUGGUGUCUGCUGGAUGAUCAAUGUGUCUCUGCCGUCGGAAUGCCUCAGGGAACACACUCUCCUGCUUUCUGUCCUGGUUCUUCUUUGACUGCAGGUGGAGACGACUCGACUGUCGUAGUGAUGAGUACAACGGGCCCUAAGUGUCCCAGUUUCAAGUCAGAAGAGGGACAACUUACCUUGCUGAGUGGUUCGACCCUUUCGGCCAAGUUCCGUGUACAUAACAUACGGCAACCGCUAAAACACUUUUCCUGUUUGGACGGAUGUACCAAUCAAAGGGUGAUUGCUUCCUACGACGCUUCCGAGUCUACUGUGAUUUGCCAUAUUGAAAAGAUUGUCCUUGACACGCGUUUGGGAUCGAUGCACGAGCAAUUUCCUGGAUCAGCAAUCUCUCGCUCAGAUGCUGUCACUCACUGUAACUUGGAUAUUUUCUGGCAUGGCCAGGACAGCCGAAGCGAGGAGGGGCACCGAAUGGUAAAUGAGGACAAUGUCAGUGUGGAGGUGUAUACUUGUGAAUGGCUGGCGGAAUUCUGUGAUGUUUGUUUGACCCUACCUCCUCGCUUUGGAUGUGGCUGGUGUGUCGGUUCCCAUUACAGCAUGUGCAGUACUCGGAACCAGUGCUUGGACCAAUCAAACAGUCCCAUCCUAUUGUCAUCGCCCAGUCCACGAUCUUGGUUACAUCUAGACGACGUGUGCCCGGAUCCUCAGAUCACAUCAAUUUCGCCAUUGAAUGGAACAUUAACUGGUCGAACUGUUUUGCACAUUGAGGGUCGGAAUCUUGGUCGUGGUUUUGGUGAUUUAGCAGGAGGUAUUUACCUACAAACGCCACGAUCUGUGCCGUGUGCCAUCCUUUCCGCAUCUUACAAUCAUUCCCGAGCAUUUGACUGCCGCCUUUCGUCCGCCGAUUAUCUCACAUUGCCCGCCAGUGGUCGUUUGAAGGUUGUCAUCAGUGAACACCGAUUUCAGGCAUUGUCUCCCGUUUUCCGGUUUCUCAAACCUGAGAUUACCGAGGUUAGCCCAACACGAGGACCAAUAGCUGGGGGAACGCGAUUACGCCUCACUGGGAAGAACUUAAAUGUUGGAGCCAAAAGAUUCGUCUAUUUGGAACGUAACAAGAACGGAGUUGAUGAGAAGAAUGGUGAACCUUUGGAGUUAUCGCUUCCCUGUGAUAUUGAGCGGGAGUCUGAUCAAGUGAUCACCUGCCGCACACGACCGCUACCCCUGACCGUGGUUGAAAGCAUGAACGAUAGGAACGGCGCUUGGAGAUUUGAGAACAGGCAACAUUUUGGGAACUUCGUGGAUGGAGAGGAGGAGGAAGAGGAGGCUGACGAGGGCCAUUUUCCAAUGUCCAUUCAAUUACACAACGAUAUGACAGUAACAAACCCGUCUACACCGGUCAAAUUCAUUUACUCUCCCAACCCGCACAUCGAUGCAGUUGAGAGAGAAAAUGUAUUGGCAAGUGCCGGGACGAGCAUUCGUGUGAAAGGCAAAUUCCUAUUUGUCAUCGAAACCCCCCGUAUCGUGUUCUACUUCAACUGGUCUGAACACAGCUCUCCCUGUAUGUAUCGUCAAGACGAGGGUCUGAACUGCAUCAGUCCCACAAUAGGACGUCACUUGGAGGUUUCACGUUUCGAUAUUGAUCCUGGCCGUCUACAGCUCUCGGGAUUGUUUGGAAACCCAAAUUCGUCCACCUUGCUGUCCUUUCCUCAAACCGCUACUGUUCGAACCAACGCAUCCACAGAACUGCUAAGUGAUGUGGAACUGAAUCUAAGAAAAACAGCGAUGCAGUCGUUGCGGAAGUCAACAACUGAGUGGCCAUCUAGACUGGCUUUCGGAUUUGUGCUGGAUGGAGUUAAUCAAUUACGAGUCUAUGGGUCAUUGCAGGUACUUCCCGAUCCUGUUGUGCACCCAUUCCCGGGUGGCAUACGUCAUGAAGAAUUAGACGAUUUCACUUCCGUCAAAAAUCCAGAUAUCGCAGAGGGCGAACAACGUAAGGUUAUGCCUAAACGUAGCACUCAGGAAUCCAGUGCUUCAACCAACGGCUCGCAGAUGGACGGUGAUAACGAGAAAACUCGGACACCUCAAUCGCAUCAACUACUGCGGCUUCAUGGGCAGUUUGAAUCACUUGUGAGGGCUCCGGAACUGGCUGCACCCGAAGAGCUUUCGGUUCGGUUGGGAAACAGUCACAUCUGUUUCGUAAGCUCCGUCAUCGCCUCCGAAAUACGAUGCGAUCUAGAUCGGGCAUCUCUAAUCAGCGGACGGAAUUAUCCUGUCGUCGUGCAGUUUGGUCAUUUCCUAAUCUAUCAUCCGGGUGUCGUACGCUUUGUGAGUAUGGGGAGAAUAGCCCUGCGCAAUCAGCUAAUCAUGAUUAGCAGCGGUGUGAUUGUCUUCCUUAUUCUGAUCGGGUUGAUCGUAUUCACCAUCUGGCGUCGAUUCGAUCAGAGGCAACGUAACUACCAGGCGAAAUUGGAUCAAAAGUAUGCGGAACACGAGAACCGCGUUGUGCGAGUUUUCAAAGAAGAAUUUAUGGAACUCCAAACCAGCAUGCUGGAAUUCUCACAGGGCGUUAAGAAGCACAACCUACCUUAUCGGGACUACCGGACGUUCUGCCUGUUCUCACUUUUUCCGGAGUAUCACUGUGAGCUGAUGCUGCCGGUAGAUCCCUGUUCUUUCGGGGCGCGAAAAACGGCAAAACCGUCCACUGUUGGCAAUCAGAGUCCCGGCAUGACCAGAAAGGAGGGUGAUGCUACUUCCGUUCCAACGCACCCCCUUUUGUCGCAGUUCACGGUCCUGGAAGAGUCACAUGAUGCAGUAUCUAAGGGAAUCGCACUCUUUCACGCACUCAUCUGCAACCGAUUCUUCCUCUCACUCAUGGUUCGCGUAAUCGAAGAAAACGAACAUAUCGGUGUGCAAGAUCGGUCUCGGGUCGCGUCGCUGCUUUGCGCUGCACUGCAGCCGAAAAUGGAGUACCUCACACGCAUCAUGUGCGAUCUCAUGAGUGAUAUGUUACAACGGCUGCACAAUCAGGGCAACAAUCGGUUGCCUACAGCAUUUCGCCGUGCAGAAGCCAUUGUGGACAAACUGGUCUCCAACUGGCUCUCGUUCCUUCUGUACAAUUUCAUCAAGAACAGUGUCGGAGAACAUUUGUUCUAUUUCUACCGUGCACUUCUUCACCAACUGAACACCGGUCCUCGAGAUGCCGUAACCGGUAGAGCACGUUACACACUCGACAGUUCGAUGCUGCUACCUAUUGAGUUGACGGGCACUCUUGUGACACUAACAUUAGAGGACCCUCAGUCCUUGUUUAGUUUGUGUUCAACACAAAUCACUGUGAAGGUUUUGGACUGUGACACUAUUACUCAAGCAAAGGAGAAAAUAUUGGACGCGAUCUACAAGAAUAGACCUUAUUCGCAGCAAUGGAAGCCGACUCAACUGGACCUCGCUGAGACACUUCAUCCGGACGGUCUGAUACUUUGCGAUUGGGAUGUUUCCAUACGUCACGAUACGCAGUCUUACGGAUCCGAAAAACGCCCUUUCCGACUCAAUUGCAUCCAUGAUUAUGAGUUACCAGACAAUGCUCGCGUCGCCCUCAUCCUCAGUCCCUAUCAUCGUGCCAAAUCACUCGUUACAUCGAUGGUAUCCCUUCGAUCUCCAAGUCUGCAGACGUUCCGGGGGAAGAAGUCCCUUCAGUCCAGCAAUCCUCCGGUUCCUCAUAAUUUGGUGAGCACUACCUGUUCACCAGAGCAAACUUUGCUAAGUGACCCAACCCUUGUCGACACUCGACCUGAGGCAGCUUGUGCACCACUUGAACAGCCGACUGGCACAUGUGGGGAGUAUUCAAGAUCGCUUUCUUGCUUUUCUGCACCUGGUCAUGGAUCUUCACACUACCCGAAGUCCUCAUCCACUGUACCGCCUCAGCCGAACCAUUGUUUACGUCCUACAGGUCAUCCGGAUUCUGCACUCUGGUACCACUUGGAGUUUACCGGAAUCAGUCACACUUUGGAAACUGGUGUUAACAAUGGUACGAUCGGCUCUGGACAGAGGUAUCCCUACAGCAGUUCCACCACCGUACAUCCCCUGCUUACCACUAGUUGUCCGGAGGAUAGAACCACGCGUUGUGCAAAGCGCCUCCGGUGUCGUUGUGCCAAAAAAGCUGAAGAGCCAGAGGCAACUCCGUCACAUUUCGGGCGUCCGACAAAGCUGAGUUGGUCAACUGCAUUGCAGUUCCUUCACAAAGACUCCUUAGCUCAUUCCCGACGAAUGGUUAUGCAUGAAACCAGUGAAAAUACGGCAGACUAUCCCCUGCUUCAUCAGAGUGAUGGGUUCACUCGUGACGAUUUGAUUGAGAGCGUCAAGUACGAGACGCUUACGGUCACGGACUCGCGAAGCCUAUCUCCCGGGAGUCAUCAUAAGCGGCGCGGUCGACGGAAACAACAGCAUUCUAAAGAUCCUUUGAAGUCACGCCAAGUUCCUGGCGCUUUAGAUCGUCCGAUGGAAAGUCUACCCAAGGAAGUAUUUUUCAAUCGCCUUGUAGUCACUCGCCUGUCGGUAACCACUUUCAUGGACAAAUUGUUUGAAGUCAUAUUCAGCAGCGUCCUGCAAUCACACAGUCUUCCGUCGCCAAUCAAAUACCUGUUCGAUUUUUUGGACUCUCAAGCUGUUAAUCUGGGUGUCCAGGACCCUAAGAUAGUGCAUGCUUGGAAUUUGCAGAUGCGAUUCUGGAACCAAAUUAUCACCAAUUUGGAUUAUAUAUUCGAUAUCCCGUUACUCCGGCGGACAGCUUUUGAGCGAUCAUUUCACGCGCUUAGUCAAGCCAUGACUUACGCUUGCGCACCUACCAAAGAGAAACUAACUCCAGACUCCUCUUCUGUGAAGUUGCUGUUUGCUCGGGAUAUAUCACAACAAUGGACUCGAGUCAAUAACUACUAUCGUGAGAUCAAAGCCAUGCCUGCAAUCAAACGCGAAGAUAUGCAGGAUAUCUUGCGCCAACACUCUGUGAACCAUUCGAACGAAUUCAAUGUGUCGUGGGCCAUCUAUGAACUAUAUAUGAAAUAUGUGAAACCUUGUCAAGCUUCGAUUGUUAAUCAACUACAACAAGAAGCACUCAAAACCCAUUUUCCGUACAAAUCUCAAAUGGUGUACGACGCGAAACCUGCAUCCCUUAAUGAGGAAAUUUCGCCUGUGGAUGACUUUGAUUUCUCAGAGUACAAUCCAAUACAACUGAUACAAAUGCUUACAGAAGUUGAGCGUUGCAUGAAUGAUGCGCAAGCAAGCACACUGCUCGUUCGUGAAUCCAUGACAACUUCCAAUGAUUUUCUUGCACCCUCUUUUCAUCAUGCUGAAGCUUCGUCGCCGGAUCCAACGUACACAAAUGAACUUUCAAAACAUAGGUCUCAUCCACUAUCUAAUUCGACAGUUGGACCAGGACUACCGCGUAAUGUAUUAUCAUCUGCGCCAAGCGGGGAUACUACGGAAUAUCCAGAUACCCUGCGAUCUUUGAACACAUUGACUACGGAGUUUGCAGGAGACGAAACCAACCGAUCAGCACCUGCCGUCUCCCUCCAGCAGUCACAACCGUAUCAUCACUGUUAUCAUAUGUACGGAACCAAUGAGCCUGUCCUCUCCAGUCCGAUACACACUACCUCACAGCAGCAACAACAACAUGGCUCAUCUUUAUUAUCUUACCGAGUACCCGACCCCCCAGCUUGACCUAGGUCAGGAGGUAGAAACUGGUCUACGCAUUCGAUGGAUCGUUCAGUGCCUCCCCAGCGUAACUUUCAUUUUAAACCUGUAUGGUCAGAGUGCGAACAAUGCGCUUCUCUUCAAUGAGCAACCGCAAUUUCUCCUAGGCAGUCGAGUCAGUGAGCUGCGUCUUGCUGUCGCUCCAUCAGUUGUCUGGACCGGCCGUCCAGCCACUGAUCUAUGAAUUUCGGUCAACGUUCCUAUUGUGUUUUGAACCGGCUACUUAUGUUUACGCCGCUGGGAACAUUGUCAAUUCUGUUCAUGCACGCCAUGCCGUAUUGCAUUUAUCUCAAGCUUUAUGAGUCCAAAGGUCAUUCGAACUCGCUCAACACACUCGCUCCACACACUUCCAAGAAAUUAGUCAUGUUUAUGUCCUGUGUUCUGUAAUGCCUGUUGGAGCACAAAUCUUAACUGUGAUGCCCCCACCAGUCAGUAUACAACUCUAUUCGAUUGAUUAUCAAUCACAACAUUUGGGAAAUGCUCAGUAGUUUUUGUUUGCGCCAACGUUGUAAGAUCACCGUAGGAUUGCUUCCUCGAAUGUUAUCUGAGGUUCAUUCCGUCCGCUUGUAUCUUUUCCACGGGCAGUUAUGGUUACGGUUACUUGGAUGAACUCUGCGUUGGACUUUUAUUUUCAAAAUAUCUUUCUCCGCAAACUGAUUUCCAUUUUGAGAAGGCUCUAGCAUCUCACUCAGUGGACCUCGACUGUAGGUAACCUUAAAGUGCGCAAAAGACAUUGAUUUAUCAAGCCUCCUGUAAGCCCAUGUUAAUUUUG